This is a messenger RNA of Paramecium octaurelia, 1322 nucleotides long. The record is from the annotation of a GenBank genome assembly. Lineage: Eukaryota; Ciliophora; Oligohymenophorea; Peniculida; Parameciidae.
AUGUCGUUACUUUAAAAGUUUACAAAGUUAUUCAAAUCGAAGGAUGAAAUGCUAGAAUCAUUGGGAAUUUUAUUGAAACCCAAGUCUCAAAAGGAUUUUGAUGUGGCUUGUGAAUAUUUUGGAUCUUUAAUGAAGAGAUACCCAGCAGUUGUUUUCAAUCUCUUAAGAUCAAAAGAAAAUGUGGAGAAUUACUAACCCAAGGCAGAGCAUCUAUUGAAUUUAUUAUUCGUAAUUCAUGCCAAUAUUUCUGAUGAUUCAGUGUGUGGAUAGUUGAGAGGACCUCCAAUUUAUUGGUUAGAUAAAUUAAUGACCGAGAACAAGGAAAGCUUCAUUCUUAUCGAAAGAAUGAUAUGUGAAGCCAGUACAUCUAGUUUCUUUCCCCAAUAAUCUCCCAUUACUUAGCCCUCCUAAUUUCAGGGAAAGACUGAGUAAGUGAAAGAGAAGAGGAGAACAAGAAUAGAAAUGAACGAGCAACUUAAGAACCCUGUUUAAAAAACAGAAGCCUAAUUAGUUUCAAGUCAGUUAAAGGCUAAGAUUUUUUGUAUUAUUUACUACUCGUUCCUCUAGAAAUUAUCAGUUAAUUAAUUGGUCUAUCAAUCUUGUAAGGAUUUACAAUAUCCAUUUGAGGAACCGGAGGAUGUCAAAUUGAGAUAUAUUUGGAUCUAUAAGAUAUAGAAUGUGAUGUUAAUGGGUUUGAAAUUGUUGGAAUGCAAGAAUAUUAAAUAUAAGAUCUAUUAGGAUUUAGUAUAUCAGGAUUUACUUCGAUUCCAGGUAUUCGUCAGGUAAGAGAUCGAAUAAUUGAUUGAUCAAUAUGCUACAAUACCAAAUUUGGAUUGCUUAUCAUUAUAUGAGAUUUUUUCGGAAUUUCAAAGAGCUAGGACAGUAUUGGAAAAUUACAAUGAUGAAAUCGAUCUCAAAUUAAGAGUCAGUACAAGAUAGAUUGAAGAAUUUUUGAGUUUUUCAGUCAGAAUAAAGGUUCUGAAUCAAUUUGCAUUCAAGAAAAGUAUCAAGGUUCCAAAUAGACAAUAGCCAAACAUUUCUAUUGCUUAACAAUCCUAGUCUGAUCGUAAAGUAAGAUAUCUUAAAUAUUCUAUUUUAGCAUCAUAAGGCAGUGAGUGAUAUCAACAAAGAAAAUUUGGAGCCUCUGAAUUUCUAGGAUUUGCAAUAUGAAUAAACUUAUGAAAGAGGAGUGAUGGAGAAGAAAUUUUACAAUUAGUCUACUGAAAACAGUAUGGAUGACAUUGGAGAGAACAUUUAAUUAGAUGUCGUUUAGCAUAGACCUUAGCAUCUCAAGGGAUUAAGCACAUUUCAAUAAUAUUGAC